UUUCUUCAUCUAUCUGCCAAACUAUAAGCCGCCUUGCGCUCUCUCCUCUCCUCGGCCCUAUCGCCGCCGUCGAUAGGGUUCCGCUUUCCCUCACUGCUCACUCCCAACCCCUCAGUCUCCUCCCUGCCCCACUGAUUUAGCCUCCUUCUUCAAUUCCCCCUCCCUUCUCCCGAUUUCUCACUGAUUUCGUUCACGAUGUCAUUGUCUACCUGCUAGAGCUCUCUCGCACACCCUUCCUCAUCCCAAAUCCCGAAAUUUUCAUCUUCUUCCUCGUCACUUUCUUACAAUUCGUCACCAUGGCUCUCCGGUUCACCGUGGCCUACUCGGCCACCGUCGCCUCAAACCUCUCCGCCGCCCCCGGGAAAUGCGCCGUCUCCCGAUUCUUCCUCGACUGCGCCACCCGAUCCCGGGUCUUCCAGCACACGCCGUCGCAGAAGCCCAGUUGCAGCUACCCCGACAUCCGCCGGCCCCCUGAUCGCCCCACCCGAACGACGCCGUUUCACUCUAUGCUUGCACAGGAAUUGCUCGGUGAAAGCACCCGGUCUCCUGUGGUUGGUGGUUUGGUGUCUCUGAUGAAGCAAUCGGCUGGGGUUUCUUCUGACGUUGGGGUUUUGGGCGUUUCUAUGCUUAAGACGUCGGCGAUUCUCCCGUUUUUGCCUGGAUCUAAGUGGCUGCCCUGUAACGAGCUCGCUACGUCGGAGGUGGAUAGAGGUGGAACGGCCGUUGCUAGCGGUAAUCGCGCCGUUGUUAGAAAAGGAUCAUCCAAGAGUGGUAGUGUUAGUGUCGUUGAAAGCAAGUGUUCAGAGGCACUGGCUAUGGGGAAGAGCGGUGGUUCAAGCACCGUGAAGGCUAUGCACCAGAGCAGCAAAGGUCGUGAUAGCAACCGUUGGAUUCUGAAAUUGAUGAAUUUUUGCUUCAGCUCCGAGGAUGCUAAGGCGGCUUUCACUGCUGUAAGCGUUAGCAUUCUGUUCAAAUCGACUUUGGCCGAGCCCAGGUCGAUCCCGUCGAUGUCUAUGUACCCGACACUUGAUGUGGGCGACAGGAUUCUAGCUGAGAAGGUUUCUUAUAUUUUCAAGAAGCCAAAUGUCUCAGAAAUUGUGAUUUUUAAGGCUCCAUUUCUUCAGGAAUAUGGUUUCAGUACAUCUGAUGUGUUUAUUAAAAGAAUUGUAGCAAAAGCUGGGGACUGCGUGGAAGUUCGUGAUGGAAAAUUGAUAGUCAACGGUGUAGCCCAGAUUGAGGAUUACAUUUUGGAGCCAAUUGAUUAUGAGUUGGAGCCAGUGUUUGUGCCAGAAGGAUAUGUAUUUGUCUUGGGAGACAACCGUAACAAUAGUUUUGACUCUCACAACUGGGGUCCACUGCCUAUUGAGAACAUUGUCGGUAGAUCAGUCUUCCGAUAUUGGCCUCCUUCAAAAGUGUCGGACACUCUGUAUUCGACAUACCAGCAAAGCACCCUGGCAUUCUCAUGACACUUGACCUCCUGGCUUUUUGGUUAAUAGUUUUGACCUUGAUUCUUUCAUCAAAUCCGAUUCUUCCACUCUGCAGCCCUUCUGGGCUUAUUUGGCCACCAACAGGAAUUCUGAUUUCCUUCAAUAUGUUCGUGUAUUGUCUAUAAGACGGAUAGUGGAAUCCUCUGCCACGCCACCACUGCCUCCAGCAGCCUCAUAUGGCUGGUUUUGGGUUCGUUAUGUAAUUUAUUCAAGUUUCAUGUGGUGAAGAAUUUGAAUCUAAUGGAUCAAACUCUGUAUAUGUUGAGGCACCCCCGUGCUACAAAUGCUGAAAGCACAGCCAUUAAUGAUGGUGCCAGUCGACUCACGAAUGAUGGAUUCUGUGAUGGUGUUGGGUGUUGCAUCUGCGGAUGCAUUCACAGAUAAAGUCAUCAGGUUGACUGGGGCAGCCAGGUAUUUAGAUGGAUGGAGGUGAAUCCCAGAGUUUUUCUGCUAAAACAAGCCUAUACUCGUUAUAAGUUAUUGUUUCGACUGCUGACCUUUCGAGUUACUUUGUAGAAGGUGUACGGCAGUAACCGAUCCAUCUAUCGUGUGCUAUUAUAUGAAAAAGGAAAAAAAAAUCAUAUUUUGAGUUUCCAUUUUAA
Molecule: messenger RNA, 2089 nt
Organism: Salvia splendens (bonfire salvia)
Lineage: Eukaryota; Viridiplantae; Streptophyta; Magnoliopsida; Lamiales; Lamiaceae
Product: thylakoidal processing peptidase 1, chloroplastic-like
Exons: 6
Coding region: 297-1466 (389 amino acids)
Biological process (GO): thylakoid membrane organization
Cellular component (GO): chloroplast thylakoid membrane
Molecular function (GO): serine-type endopeptidase activity
Source: RefSeq, a predicted model, not a curated record